Castor canadensis (American beaver) is the source of this 2085-nucleotide messenger RNA. The record is from RefSeq and is a predicted model, not a curated record. NCBI's taxonomy places the organism in Eukaryota, Metazoa, Chordata, Mammalia, Rodentia, Castoridae.
AUGUCAUCCUUCAAAGAAAGUUGGACUCCAAAGAUGAGACUCCCUAUAUUUCUAAGAAAGGGACCGAUGGAGAUUCCGCCCCCAACAGAGAAAGACUGGUCUAAGGAUGAUGAUGACGAGUGUGUCUUCCGUGACUUGGACCCGUGGCUGGAUCCCCUGCCUCAGCCUUACCGACUGAUAAACAAGCUGGUGAACCUUCUGUUUGACCGGUGUUGGGAAGUCAUUGAAGAGAGGGAGGCAUUGAGGGAAGAUGAGAGAAGCCGGGUCAAGCCCACCAUCUACCCUCCUGUUGCAGAAAUCCCGCUCAACAAAGUACCCAACUGUAUGGCUGUUUCCCAAGACUAUCUGUUUAUUGGCGGAACCAGGGGAUUCUCAAUCUACAAUCUGUACACUAACCGGACAUAUGUUUGGGAGAAAUUGAAGGUUGAUGUCACUUCCAUCUGGGCCACAGAUUUAGGGAAUGAAAUACUUCUCACUCUUGUGGAUGAAAUGGGCAUCGCUAGACUGUUUUACUUUUAUAAGGACACUCUUUUCCUAAUCAAAGCUAUCAAUGAAGUGGAUGACAACAGCAAGCAAAGCAUCUGUGUGAAGAUAGAGGUUUCACAAGCUGGUGACUUCGCUGCCUUCCUCCUCCAAGGAGCUGCAGAUGUGUGGCUGGAGGUGUAUAAAUUGCCCAAGGAUUCUUGGCUCAAGGAAGUGGAGCACCCCCAACUCACUCUAAAUUCAAAGAAAAAAGUCAGACUGCUGCAGCAGAGCACUCUUGAUCCUGCCAACACGGAUAGUUCAGAAGCGGUUAUAGACAGGUCUGUUUCUUCCACAUCUGUGAAGUUUUUGAACAUUUCCUUUAGAGGUGAUGUUAAGCUGACUCUCCCCAUCUUCAUCAUGAAGAUCAAGCCUCCGAAGCCCAUAACAGGCACCACAUUUAAAAGCCCCCUGGAUGUCAUGGCAAAGAUGGAAGCCAGCUUUGGGCUGGGCUCGGGGCAGGACCACUUCAUCAAGGACUCUCAGUGGGAGCAGCACACAGAGAUCUUCUACACCUCCUACAAGAAGUACCUGGACAGGGAGUGGCAGGAGGAGCCACUCAGUACGGCCACCUUCCAUUUCCUCCCUCCGAGCCGCGCGAUAUCAGCAGAAGUCAGAAGCUCCUCAGGAGUGGCCUCUGUUCUUGGCAUACACUGGACCGGAAGUCACAAUUUCUUCCUGUACUCACUGAGCCGAAACCCAAAGGAUAAAGUUGACCCCGAGAGCGUGUGGCCCUGUGCUGCGCCCAUUGCGGUCUCCCAGCUCGGUGUCUCCUCUUCCUACCUGGUGCUGGCCUGUGAGGACGGCGUGCUGAUGUUGUGGGACCUAGCGGAAGGAUUCCCCCUGGGGGUUAUUGCUCUUCCUGAGGGAUGCUCCUGUCAAAGCAUUCACCUCUUAAGAUUCUUCUUGGUCCACAAUAACCAGAACAUGUAUCCUGAGGUGCCAGUGAAAUCCCAGGUGAAAUGUGUGGUGCUGGGGACCGACGCUUCCCUGUACCUGGUGACAGCCAGCGGGACCCAAAGCCCUACCCUCAGUGUGCUUGUGGAGAGUCCUGUGAAGUACCCAGAAGAAGCCAUCUGUGCCGUGGCCCCAGUCCCAGCCUUGCCUGGCAUGGUACUGAUCUUUGCCAAGAACGGCUCUGUGAACCUCAUGGACGUGGCCAAGGCUAAAGUUGUCUGUGGCUUUGCUCCCCCCAGAUGUCAGGAGCUGGCAGACCCCUGUAAUCCACUGUUUGUUGUGUCCUCACACCAUCCGUGUUUCCUGCUCCAAGGAGCCCAUCCACAUGGUGAAACCACACCCGCUAAUAAUACUGAAGAUAUCCAAAACUCUAUUUUUUAUUUUGACUUUGAGGCCUACCCACUCCUGGAAAAUAUCUCCAAAAAUCACACCAUUCCACAAAAGGACUUGACAAAAAACAAGGACUUCCCCCUGGUGUUGCCGCUGGAGAAAAGAUGUGAGCACCUCCUCCAGAGCACCUUCCAGAGGCUGAAGUACCAGGAGGAAGGGCACGAGCCAUGGGGCCGGCUUCGGAGGUACUCCCUGAUUCUCCAGAAAGAGAACUGA